This is a messenger RNA of Mya arenaria, 7259 nucleotides long. RefSeq names its product interferon-induced very large GTPase 1-like. Gene Ontology annotation, molecular function: GTP binding. The transcript is spliced from 4 exons. Lineage: Eukaryota; Metazoa; Mollusca; Bivalvia; Myida; Myidae. The record is from RefSeq and is a predicted model, not a curated record. Bases 574 to 5259 code for a protein of 1561 amino acids.
AUAACAAGGUGAUUUGUUUUAAGUUUGGAAUAUUGAAUAUAUUAUUAACUUUUAUUUAGAAAUGUAUUAAAUUUAUUUUAUCAAACAUAUGAGAGAGAUCAAUUGAAGAAAUGGGCGUUGACAUAAGCACAUACCGUGCCCGAAUAGGCACGUUCUCUGGCUCUACUGGAGUUGGAGUCACACAUGAAGAAUGUCUGGUGAACUUCACAUUUGGAUUGAAAACAGUGGGAGCUGUUAUGUUUAUCGGCAUGCUGCUGAUAAUGGGAGGUGUAGAACAGAACCCAGGACCUCCAAAGAAAGAACCAAGCACGGAAAAAAAACAGAACACAGCUGGCGAAGACAGAAUCGGAUCCAUUAUCAUCGGAAGCCGUCACAAUUUACGAACGAAGGGAUGUAAACGAUAUCGAAAACAGUUCUGACUCCUACGGCGAGCUCCACUUGCAAUCAAUCUUUAAACCAAUCUUCCACUUUUUUGGUCUUACCGGUCGUGUUAAUAAACAAAUAUCUGUGAGCGAGGCGCGUAUACUCGUCGAAGAUAAUUCUUCAUCAGGAAUACAACCCACAGAAGCACCAAUGAUGCUUUUAAGGGGCUUACUUUCCAUGAAUUAUGAGACAAGGGAUGCUUACACAUUUCCUCUGCAAGAUUCUCAGCCUCAGGUCCAACAUGGCCAACGCACCAACAGAGUCCGUACAAGGAAAAGAGUAGAAGUAUCAAGUCCGAGCGAUCUAUUCAUGGCAACGUUCUAUUGCUGCGAUCCAAUGCUACAAAGUAUUCUUUUUGAAAAGUUAUUUUUAUGCAAGUGUGCUGUUCCAUUUUUUUACAAAGAUUUAUUUUCUAUGAAUUAUACUGUGGCACUUUGGCCUUUAAGAUCUCUUUUCGCCGUACAAAUCACAGAAGGGUGUUAUACUAGUUGUAAUAUGAUUGAUGUUAAAACACAUGUUAUCAGUUUUGCCCGUCUCGGAAGACCUAAUUUAUCAAAGUCUACUGUUUUAAACAGCCUCAUAUCUUCCGAAAACACGUUUUACAAUGGUACUUGUAAUGGUGGACGUAGUAAACGAAAUAUCAGUGGUUUUUGUGAAAUGUUUUCCUCCCCUGCAUGUGAAUCAGGCGGUGAUUUAUUCAAAGACCCAACUCAUUUUCUUAAUCUUCGGGGAGACCUUAUUUCUGAUUUCUGUUCGGAAGUAUACUCGUUUGUUAAUGCGAUAUCAGACUGUGUAGUUAUUGUCAUAGACAUUCAACAACUAGAACGUAAUUAUGAUGAUUACAUAAAUGUGAUUUCAAAGUUUUCUUCAGUCAUCCUUCUUUUUUCUGAAGACACUUCUAAUGAUGUUACUACUGAACGUUUGUUAGAAAGGAUAGACAAGAAAUUCGAUAGUAUUGGAAAUACAAUUUUAUUUUUUGAAUCAGACAAUAUUAAUGUAGGUGUGUUUGAAAAUACAACGCAAUUGUCUGAAAGCCUAUCAUCAGUUUUAAAAGAAAAUGACCUGAAAUCGCUGCAUGAAAGAUUAUUCAGCAGUAUCUUAAAUCCUAUCAAAGGCAGAAUUACAACUGAUGAAUGUAAAGACGAUUGUGUUGGCGGAAAUAAACUGGCCGCUAGUGUUAUAGAAGCAAUGAGACUGGAACUUGAACACUGGGCAGAGAAAAAUAACCAUGAUAAAAAACAUUUAUUUCAACACUGUAGAUUGGUUUGUACUCCCGCGUCUUUUGUUCAAACAAAACAAAUAUCUUCAAGUUUAAGAAUGAUAAAGGUGUUAAGACGGGAUGAAAACUCCACACAUUUUGACGAAAUAGAUAAACACCAAGCGGACAUUCAAAAAUGUAAACAAGAGCAAACCAGAAAUAUUUCGGAAAGCCUAAAGACGUUUUUACGAGCUCUUCAAAAAUCUAAAGAAUCGCAUUUUCAUCUUGAAUACUUUCUUUUUUGGUUCAAAUUAUGUUUAGAGAAAGAAACCAGACUAGUUCUAAACGAAUUUAAAUCGAAAAAGAAGAAGACAAGAUAUGGGUUGAAAGAAGCGAAAAAAACAACACCAAGUAAACAAACACUUGGUGAAUAUGAACACGAGCUACAUGUUCUCAAUGAAAAAAUAGAAACGACACGGUUUACUGUUCAACAUUUCUUCAGGGAAAUAAGCCACAUUUGCAACUCCAUCAUAGAACUUGGUCUAGAUCAAUGUAUUGCAGGUGUGCCAAUAAACGAUGUAAUGAAAGUAUAUGCAAAACUUAUAUCAAGAGGUGAAACCUUUGAACUUAUCGAUGGUGAUAACUCGUACAUGGCAUCCUUCUGGAACCUGGCUGUUUUUGAAUAUAUUGAAAAAUAUACUAGAGUCGGAAAAUGUAUGUGUGUCAGUAUACUAGGCUUACAGAGCUCUGGAAAAUCAACGAUGUUAAAUUGCAUGUUUGGUUUAAACUUUGAAACAGGUACGGGUCGAUGCACACGCGGCAUCAAUGGAAGACUUCUUGAGACAAAAAUAUCUACUUAUGGACAUGGACAUGUUUUCGUUAUCGAUUUAGAAGGACUACGAGCUCCUGAAAGAUCUAUUACAGAACAAAAUAACUUUGACAAUGAACUGGCAACUUUCGCUACUGGAAUAGGCGAUGUAAGUUUAAUGAAUAUAUAUGGAGAAAAUCCAGUGGAACUACAUAGCGUUUUAGGCGUAGUUGUUUAUGCCUUGAUUCGUUUGAAACAUGCUGAGAACGCAUUACCCGAAGGACAAUCAUGUAUGUUUGUUCAUCACUGUGUAGCUGACGAAACUGCACAUCAAAACAAUCUGGAUGGUACUGACGCUCUAAUAAAAGUCUUAGAUCAAGUAACUAAAGAAGCAGCUAAAUCAGAACACAAAGAACACAGGAACUUUAAUGAUGUGAUUAAAUUUGACGCGAUAUCACAGGUUUUUUAUACGCCAGAAUUAUGGCAAGGCAAAGAACACGUGAAACGUGUCAACCCUGCGUACUGUAAAAUGAUAUCAACCAUUCGGACACACAUCAUUCAGUUACUUGUCAAACAAGGUACAGGUCUUGAUGUGACAGAUAUCGGGAUUCGAACUGAAAAUUUAUGGGAUGGAAUUCUCUCUGAAAAUUUUGUAUUCUCUUUCCGCAACGGCGUAGAAAUUUACCAGAAUGUUAACAAUGCAAUAAAUGAUAUACUUUGGAAAUUCGAAAAGGAUUGGAACCUUCAAAUUUUACCCGGGUUUCGACGCCAAUACCGAGACUGUGUGACAACGGACGAGUUGUCUUUUAUGCAUAAACGCAUUCAGGAAAAGGCAAUGGAAAAAUAUGAGUCAAGAACCAUAGCAGUUCAACAGAGCAUAGAAGACUUUUUUGAUAAGUGUGAAGAUAGGAAAACUGCAGUACAAUGGAAAUCAGCUGAAUUGCGUCUAGUAAAACUAAAAUUUGAAGACAUUAGGCACGCAGCAAAAAAUCAGUUAAACUCAUACUACACAAUUCAAAUUAUUUUCAUUGAAACAUCCAAGAUAACAGAACAACGAAAAAAUGAGCUUGAAAUUAAAUCUCGAGAGACGGUCGAGAAGUUAAGCUUAGAAUGCAGUGAAAAAGACAUUGAAAAUUCAUUUAAUACGAUUUGGGAAAAAUUUGAAGCGGACAUCCGUCAAAAGUUGACCUUAAUGGAAAAUCCGAACCUUGCUGCCACGUUUGUUACAAAAUUAAACCAAAUGUGCUCCGAAGACAAAAUCCAUAUCGAAAUACACUUAAGAGACUUUACACCUUUGGAAUACUUACAACCUGAUUUAUUAGACAAAACUGAUGUUGUUCCAAAAGGAAGGAUGUUUUCGAUUCGUAGAAUACGCAUUCCUAAUUUUCUUAAAUCAGAGGCGAAAACGGAUACACAACCACUGGUAGAGUACGUAGAUUCAUUAGUAAAAUCAUUCGAUAAAAAAACUGAAGUUUCAGAAAUAAUGGUCGAAGAUUUCAUUCGAAAUGUUAAAACUAAAUCUGAGCUUUUUGAGGCAACAGACAAAACGUGGACAAAGGCGCUUUCAAUGAAUUUUGUUCUUAAAAGUUGUCAAUUUGCACUGUUCCAUUUUAGCGACCACAAUGAACAGUUCCACAAAAACUAUGGAAUCGAUUCUUAUAUAAGCCAGUAUAGAAAAAGAAUGUUCAUAUCUUUUAAGGUUUCCAUUGCAUGUAAACAAAAUGAAACACAACAAAUAUUUAAAUCGCUUUGUUCUACCUUUUUAUUCUGUCUGAAUAACGCUAUCAAAUGCAUCAUUGAAAAGAAAGUUGUAAACGUGUUAGAGAGAGAGUUUCAUUACUCUAAACCAGAGCUAUUACGUGAAAUAUGCAUAUCUUUAGCAAAUCAGGCGUAUGAAAUAAAUGCUUUUGAAGAUUUUAUAUCAUAUCUAAGGACACCAGAUCGCUUUGGCAAAAAGUGGUUCAUAAUGAGAUGCGAACAAAUGCUGUUUGGUGAAGUCAAUAACAUUCAGUCGUUUAAAGAAAUAUGCAAACGUACGAUUGAUGACGUAUUUGGAUAUGUUCAAACAUCAGUUCACGAUUUGAGGGAUAAUUCCGAGGCGAGUAUAAGACUUCAUGAAGCCGUAACUUUUUUCUCAAAUAGAUUUGACAUGCUUGACAUUGACGGAACGGAAAUAGAAAGGGUGUGCCGUUCGGAAAUGGAUGAGCGUGUGAAUGUCACCGACUUGGCAAAAUUUAUGGAUUCUGUUCUUAGUUUAGAGAAAGGUAACUUAAAAAGCAAGUUUUGUUCAGCAACUGUCCACACCAUAGAAACGUUUAUAAACCCGCAAUAUGAUGCACUUUUUAAACAUCUAUGGGGAUGUUUUGAAAAAUGCCCAUUUUGCAAGGAGCCUUGUGCGUUUAAGUACCAUUCUGUUGAAGCUGCUAAACAUCGAUGUAAACAGCAUCGGUUUCUUGGCUGUAUAGGGGUGAAAAAUGAACAACAAACACUAUUACGGGACUCUUGUGAUUCGCUCAUUAUGAUGCCUCGGGAAUGGUUUGACUGUCAGGUAGUAAACAAUAAAUGUACAAAACACAAAGGCCAUGGUAAAAAAUCAACAUUCCACUACUUUCAAGAUUAUAAGUCAUUUUUUCCUGAUUGGGAUAUCAAACCAUCGUCUGAUAUGCGUGGAAGUUCAACCUAUUGGAAAUGGUUCAUGUAUAAGUUUAGAGAAGAACUUUAUGAUUAUUAUGGUUGCACUCCAAGCAUCAUUCAAAAUGACUGGUCAAAUAUUUCAAAGCAAGACGCAAUACAAAGCCUGUUUUCUUGUUAUAAUAGGUGGCAGUUCUGAGCACUUUCAAGCCAGUUUUUAAUAUUUAUCAUACCGAAAACGUUUCGCGAGUAUUAACUAGAUAAUUAUCGCGAAAAUUAAGUUGAUAACACAAAACAAUUUUCGAACGUUAACAGGUUAUCUUACGGCAGCCAUAUGCCACCAUCAGUAGUUUCGUUAUCAUAGUCUCUUUUUAUACGAACACUACCGUUCGUUUCUAUAGUGCCUUACUAUAUGCAUGUAUAUACGUACAUUAAUUCAUGUUGUAUAUAUAUUUGUUGUAAUAGUAUUUCCGGUUUUUUUUAUCACGAAAGGUCUCCUGUAACUCAUACUUUGAGUGGCAGUACAUCUUGCUGUUGUUUUUUAUGGAAUGUUUACCAUUUUUGAAUAGAAAUAACUUGUUUUUCUUUCCUCGGAUAUUUAAAUAAGUUUGUAUUUAUUAAACACAGUGUGCGUUGUAUAUCUAGUGUUGGUUAACUUUAGAUACAGAGUCGGCUUUAUGCAAAUUACGGUUUCGUGAUGUUUACAUAUUUUAAAAUUGAAUAUCUGAAAAAUGUUGAUAUAGACUUAUCUGAUUAUUGAUUAACACAGAGUUGACUAUUGCAGCCUUGAAAUCACAGUGAUAUUGAACUUAGUUUUCUUUAUAAGUCAAGUUGACAUGUUUUUAAGAUUGUAUAAUUUUUAGAUAAUAUUUCAAACAUGUGUUGAUGUUCAUGUAUUUUUUAUUUCUACAGUUUUAGUUUUUAAUCAGUGGUAUACUUCAUGACAUGUUAUGCUGUUUGAUGAAUAUGUUAUGUAUACAAUAUAUGUUUUUAAGUAUGAUAUAAUUGUGACAUUUAUAGCAUUGCAACAACAUUCAUUAGGCAGAUUCCAUUUUAUAUUUACAUGUGCUGAUGUUCUUGUAUUGUAUUUUAUUUCUACAUUUGUAGUAUAUAAUCAGUGGUAUACUUGACAUGUUAUGCAUUUUGAUGAAUAUGGUGUGUACAAUGUAUGUUUUAAGUAUGAUAUAAUUGUGACAUUUAUAGCAUCCAUAGCAUUGCGACAGCAUUUGUGAGUAUCGUUGUUAUGUUAGAUAGAUUUCAUUUUAUAUUUACACUUUGCUACAUAUAAAAACAACACAAGUACAAAGUAUAAAAUCUUAAUAUGCAAACUAACUACGAGUAGACCUUUCUGUGCCAUGAAACUAGUCCUUUAUCAGAACCGAGCUAAUUAUUUUCUCUGAACUGUAACAGCUAUAUCGUUUUCUAAGAACUGUACUUAAAAUAGAGGGACGAAAAAACUGUGCAUUCUACUGUGAACAGAAACGAUACAAAGGAGCAAAACUGUCCAGCAUACCUACAGUGUCCCGCUUGUAUAUUAGCAUGCUUUACAACUUGAAAUGUAAUAGAAAACUAUGUAAGAUUCAAAUUAACAAAUACGGCAACAUAACGGAAACAUAUCUGACACAAAAUUUCUCAAAAAGCAUGAAUAAAAAAUAACCGAUUUUUCAGAUCUUUGUUAAAGAUUACAAUGUUGUUAACGUUACCGUUGUUAACUUGGAAAUGUUUACUGCUCUGGGAGGUUCAUUGAUACAUUUGUGAUCUGCAGUAUUUCUAACAAGAUUAUAGACAACUGUUUCAGCUGUAAUUGUUUUAUUUAAAUAUAUGAGCACAUCAUCAGAAAGUACACGCUUAAAAUAUAACAACGAUGUUGUUAAUCAGGUUGUUAACAAAGUUCUGAACAAUCGGUAGAUUGUUGAUAAACUGUCAUUAAUUUGUUUUGAUUAAAUCACUCGAUAUAUAUCCUAGAAAAUGAAUGUUGAAUUAAUUCAACGGUAUUCAUUUGUUAAAAUAUACUGUUGAUUUACUUGAUGUGUUAUAAUAUUUUGUUUGAUCCAAUAGUUUUGUUUUUUUCUUCAGAUUUGAUUUUUAUUUAAAUUUGAAACCUUUUUUGGUUUUUGGUUUAAUUUUGUAUUUAUAAAAUCUAAUCAGUAUUGUAUAUGAUAUUAUGUAACCGUGUUGUAAAAUAAAUGUAAUCACGUG